AUGGCUGCUGCACCUCCACCUUUGACUGAACUCGUUUUUGAAAAAAUGAGGGUAAAUAUCAGAGAUUCAUUGAAUACAAUGACAAGUGCUAAGUUUGUCAAGAAGUAUGCUAAUCACUACGUCGAGAUGAAAUACAGAUACCAUGACUUUGUUCGGUUGGGUUACUCGGAAGAAAUUUUAAAGUAUAAGCUGGAACGAACAGAAGAGAUAGAGUGGUGGGGUCCUGUUUACAUCGAGAAACUGGCUGUAGAUUUGAAACAAGAGUUUAUGGAAAACGUGGUUGAGGAUGAUGAGACCCCAGUAAGCCACGAUUGA
Messenger RNA from Oldenlandia corymbosa var. corymbosa, 315 nucleotides. The record is from the annotation of a GenBank genome assembly. Lineage: Eukaryota; Viridiplantae; Streptophyta; Magnoliopsida; Gentianales; Rubiaceae.